AUGGAAUCCUUUCAAUCCAUUGCGUUGAACAUUCACUCCAAUUCCGAAACAAUCAUGGUAUUGAAUUUUGUUGAUGUUUUCCAAAUGAAUUUCAAUAAUAGAAAUAAUUAUACCGAUCAGCCAUGUAUGGAGCCUUACUUUUUAAGUAUUGAUCUACAGAAAAUAAUGCCUAAUCAUUUGGAUUUUUCAAAUGGAUUAUUUGUCAGUGAGGUCAAGGAACAGCUUUAUCUACAUAGUGAGGUUCCCUGUUGGUUUGGCCUUACAAAUACAGGGAAAAUAGCCAUCAUGAUUGAAGUAGAGAGAGGAGCUGAUUUUAAUGCGUCCUUUCAAGAAAAGUGUCGAAAGUUUAACAUUGAAUUACCAGAAACAGUAGUUCUGAGCUGUGACGAUGAUGACGAAGUUGUUAAAGAAACUCCACGAGAAUCUUCGGCAUCACCAAGUGUGAUGUCUUCGUGUGAAUCUGAGAUGAUAAAGUCCACAUCAAGAAAGUCUGAAAAAAGGAAAGAAUUGAAAUUUGAACAUUUGACCAAAAUGAAACAUGACACAAAACUAUUGCUAGUGAAGGAUUUUCUUCAUUCUCCACUCACUCCAAUUGAAUAUUUACAAAAAAUUGCUCUCAAGACAAGAAAUUUGGACGGAUUUAAUUUCAUUGUGGGUGACCUUUCGAAAGGAUUGUAUUUUUAUUCCAAUAAGGACAAGGAGAGAUGUAUAUAUGAACUUGUACAGGGAGAAUAUGCAAUUAGCUCAAUACCUGGUCUCGACACAGCUCCCGAGGUGUUUGAGUGUGUGAGAAAAGCAAAAAAAGCAUUUCUGAGGUCAGUUUCUGAAUUGAGCGCUUAUGACCUCGAUGAAGUACCUGUUCAAUAUGACGAAUUGAGUAAGUGGGUCAAGUCAAAACAAGAAAUGGUCAUGGAGAGAAGAAAACAAAUGAACUCAAGCCAGGUUCUUCAUGAAUUGUUUUCCAUCGUAGAAAAAGAGGAUAAACAUGGAUUUGAAGAAAUACAUGGCAUGGAUUCAUAUUUAAAAUUGCAUCCUUCAUUGCUCGAAUUAUUACGAUCCAUGUUUAUUAAUCAUCCAGUUUUUGCUACAGAGUUAAACAUGAUGAUUCUCAUACACGAUUGUUCCAUUCCUUCCGAGGAAGAAUGCAUCAAAGUUUUUGGAAAGAAGGUCGUACAAGCAAAUGCCACACACAAGAGAAGAAAAGGUGUCUUAAAACCGUCUACAAGUGUUCAGAAUAUUAUUACUCCCACAAGAGUCAUUUCUAUUGAAAGUCCUGAAAAACCACCUCCUCCCAUGUUCUCCUUAGAUCGAAAAAAGUAUUUGUGCAAUCUUUACAUUCGAAAGUACAAUCAAGAUUUAUUGACACGAGUGAGAAAUGGUGAAUUCAAAUCCGACGAGUAUUGGGAAAGUAUACUGAAUGGCUCGUCUUCUCUGGAGGAUUCCUUUUACAAGUCCAUUUUUCAAUACUUUUACAUUGACACCAAUCAAGAGUUGUAA
Messenger RNA from Naegleria fowleri, 1497 nucleotides. RefSeq lists its product as uncharacterized. The record is from RefSeq and is a predicted model, not a curated record. The transcript is spliced from 2 exons. Lineage: Eukaryota; Heterolobosea; Eutetramitea; Acrasida; Naegleriidae. Bases 1 to 1497 code for a protein of 498 amino acids.